UAUCUAUCUACCUUUCGCGUUGGAAACUGACUCUUCAGCAAUCAAUAGCUUAACAUCGAUGUGAGAAGUAUGUCAUUACAUGCGAUGGACUGUGUCUUCCAAUAGUCACCAGAAGCCAAUUUUAUUUGUCCUCUACAGCUAUUGCAAAUCAGUAUUACAUCGCAAGAACUCAACAACACACCUAUCUCCGUGUUACUUUUCAUGCGCCUAUAGUGUAUCACAGCUUUUUCAGUGCAACAUCUUCCUAACUCUGGAGCUAGAUUAUUCAGAAGUUGUUAAUUGUAGUAGCUACACGUGUUGUUAGCCAUUUAUGUGACCAUGGCUAAGCCAAUUUACACACCACCAACUGCGGAGGAUAUAUUUCGCUACCGCUAUCAACAUGGGACUAAUCUAGGCUCAAUGUUCGUUCAUGGGCCCUGGUUAAGCGAUGGUGCAUCCAGUUAUGACUCCGGUGGCUUCAAGGAGCUCGAAGAGGUAAAAAGAUCGCUUGCGACUAAAGGACUUGAAGAAACUCGACUGCAAUGGGAAGCACACUGGCGGGGCGCCCUAACCGACCUCGACAUUCUAUGGCUCAAAGGCGUGGCACGCUGCAAUUCAAUACGUAUCCCCAUGGGCUUCUUUGCCCUGGGACCGGUCUUCUGUACGGGCACAGAUUUCGAAGGCGAGCCAUCGGAGGUAUACAUUAACUGUUGGAACAUCCUAAAACGCCUCAUAGAAAAUUGCUACAAUCACGGUAUCGGAGUCCUCAUUGAUUUUCAGACCAUCCCAGGUAGCAUGGACCAGAAUAGCCAGAGUGAUUCCGGGAUCGCUGACUUCUGUGCAAGCGAGCGCAGCUGGACAAUAGCGACAGACUGCGUCGCUUUUAUCGUUCAAGAAGUGACUUUCCACGCAAUGAGGGGUGUGAUUGGAGUUCAAAUAUCUAGCGAAACGGACUGGAAAACGUGCGCCCUUCGCAAAUGGUACGAUGAAGUUCUCGAGAUAACGAGUUGCGUGAACCCGCCUCUGCCAAUCUAUAUCAGUGACGGCAGGAACUUCUCCGAAGCCCUGGAUUAUGCUAUGAUGAAAAACCGACUGGGGGCUCCUGUCUGCAGAAGUCCGAUUAUUGUGGACACUCACAAGUAUUACACUACAGGGUCAUACCGGCACAUGAAACCUGAGGCUAUCAUCUCACGGGUCCACGAUGCGUUUCCGGAACUGUCGACUCGCCAGGGCAAAGUGUGCUCUCAGGGAACGGCUGUAGAUGCUUAUAUUGGCCAGUAUAGCUGCGCAAUGGACUCGCAAACUUGGGGCCGUGUGAACCCGUCUGAGAGGUUAGCUUUGACUAAGGCCUUUGGCCAAAAGCAGAGCAAACAGUGGCAAUCUAGGACCUGCGGAUCUGCUUUCGUGGGCUAUAAAAUACACCGGAUAAGUGGAGACGAGUGGGACUUUGUGCAACAAGUCAGUAACGGUGCUAUACCGCCCCCGCCGUGGCUUGCAUUCUCCCGGGCACAGGUUCUCAGCAAGAUUGGACAAGCAGAGACCCAGCGACCGCAUGUCCGGAGAACUGCUUUGUCACAACACUCAGCCCUACCAGAUACACGUGAGCACCAGCAGUAUGCGCUCGGCUGGAACCUUGGAUUUAGUGAUGCUUUAAGCUUUUUUGGCGUAUUAGCCCGAGAUAUUGUACCCGGUGGCUGGAACGGAGGAGAAAAGAUUGGAGCUAUGGAGCUAUGGAUCCGAAAGCGAAUGACUGAUGUCGAACAGUUGGAUGAGAAAUUUGCCGAGGAGUGGGAGAAUGGUUUCAGGAAGGGCGUCAGCGACUUUUGUGACUUUGUAGGUAUCAGUACUGAUGAUUUGCUUUGAACGAAACAGAGCCCUUUGGUUGGGAUUGUUUAAUGCUGGCGUGCCAUCACUGAUGUUUCGCUCUCCAGCUCAAUGGGUGCUGAUCAAAUUCAUACCUACACUCAUCAAACAGUAUUACUAACUCUGGAUAACUGUACCACAUUCCUUGAUCCUUACUAGCUUGGGAUUUGGGAAGUGCUAUUGGAUGCGAUGCGUCUUAACACAAUUGCGCCCCAGAUCUUUGAUAUCCAGACGCUAUCGUACUAAAUGUUUAAUAGAAGAUAUUCAUAGGAAAUGAAAAGAAAAGAACCAAGAGUACAUGCGAGGAGAA
Aspergillus alliaceus is the source of this 2152-nucleotide messenger RNA. Its product is annotated as glycoside hydrolase superfamily. Lineage: Eukaryota; Fungi; Ascomycota; Eurotiomycetes; Eurotiales; Aspergillaceae. Gene Ontology annotation, biological process: glucan catabolic process. Gene Ontology annotation, cellular component: extracellular region; cell surface. Gene Ontology annotation, molecular function: glucan endo-1,6-beta-glucosidase activity. The coding region runs from base 319 to 1842 and encodes 507 amino acids. The record is from RefSeq and is a predicted model, not a curated record. The transcript has 2 exons.